AGUGCAUACACUGUAGGCUACUCUGCUGCCAGCCUUUCCUUCCCGCUUUUGGGGUACCCCUGUCCCUGUUGGCUUGUGUUUCCGACUUCCUCAGACCGCACCUCGUCACUAGACUCCCACAACUCCCGACGGGCCUUCGCGGGAUUCCAUUCUACAACCCCCUUCCGCGAGACCCCCGCGCCCCCCCCACCCCCGAUUCCCAGGGGCGGUGUGAGUAGUGGCGGGAUCUUGGAGUUGCGAGUGGGCGUCGCGAGGCUUCUGGACUACUACUCCCAGCAGGCGCAGCGGCCCUAGUCAGCUGACCUGUCCCGUGACCUGCAGUGAAUCAGGCCCGGCGGGCGGGGCCGCGAGGCCGCUCAGCUUGUCCUUGCCGCUAAUCCCCCCGCCGUCCCCUCAACCUGGAGCGGCGACAUUCUUGGCUCUCUUCCGGUGCUGGGCUCUUCCCUACUCGGAUCGUAUCCCUGGAAUGUCCAUGUCUUAACUGGGCCCGUUGGGGGAACUUCACCCCACGCCUGGGAUUGUGAUCCAAGGACUGGAAGUUGACAGCUUGGCUCCCUUGCUCCCGGAUCUGCCUCCUGCUUUCGCCGUCUCAUUUCACAGGGAUUGUCAGUGGGCUCGCCCGGAGGAGAGCUGACUGUCCUGGGCCGCUGCUGACCUCCGGCAGAGUGGAGCCAAAAUGUCCCCGGAAUCCAAAAAGCUUUUCAACAUUAUUAUUUUAGGAGUUGCCUUUAUGUUUAUGUUCACUGCCUUUCAAACUUGUGGAAAUGUGGCGCAAACUGUCAUCAGGAGCUUAAAUAGCACAGAUUUUCACGGCAGUGGAUAUACCAGCAUGGCAAUUAUUUAUGGAGUGUUCUCUGCUUCAAACUUGAUAACGCCAUCUGUGGUUGCCAUUGUGGGCCCUCAACUCUCUAUGUUUGCCAGUGGUUUAUUUUACAGCAUGUACAUUGCCGUUUUUAUCCAGCCUUUCCCCUGGUCCUUCUACACGGCGUCUGUUUUCAUUGGAAUUGCAGCUGCCGUACUUUGGACAGCACAAGGAAACUGCCUGACAAUAAAUUCAGACGAACACACUAUUGGGAGAAACAGUGGAAUUUUCUGGGCACUCUUACAGUCUAGCUUAUUCUUUGGAAACCUCUACAUAUAUUUUGCCUGGCAAGGGAAAACCCAAAUAUCAGAGAGUGACCGAAGAACAGUGUUUAUUGCCCUAACAGUGAUUAGCCUUGUGGGGACAGUUCUGUUUUUUCUCAUUCGGAAACCAGAUCCUGAAAAUGUCCUUGGAGAAGAUGAAUCUUCUGAUGACCAAGACCUGGAAGUCAACGAGUCUGCCCAGAACAAUAUGACGAAGGCAGUAGAUGCAUUUAAAAAGUCUCUUAAGCUGUGUGUCACCAAGGAGAUGCUCCUUCUUAGUAUCACAACUGCUUACACAGGUCUGGAAUUGACUUUCUUCUCUGGUGUAUAUGGAACUUGUAUUGGUGCCAUAAAUAAAUUUGGAACAGAAGAGAAAAGCCUCAUUGGACUUUCUGGCAUUUUCAUUGGCAUUGGAGAAAUUUUAGGUGGAAGCCUCUUCGGCCUGCUGAGCAAGAAUAAUCGUUUUGGAAGAAAUCCAGUUGUGCUGUUGGGCAUUCUGGUGCACUUUAUAGCUUUUUAUUUAAUAUUUCUCAACAUGCCUGCAGAUGCCCCUAUCGCGCCUGUGGAGGGAACUAACAGCAGUGCUUACAUCAGGCCCAGCAAAGAAGUUGCCAUUCUCUGCAGUUUUCUGUUGGGAUUGGGGGACAGCUGCUUUAAUACCCAGCUGCUCAGCAUCCUGGGCUUUCUCUAUUCCGAAGACAGCGCACCAGCCUUUGCCAUCUUUAAGUUUGUCCAGUCCAUCUGCGCAGCCGUGGCCUUCUUCUACAGCAACUACCUCCUCCUUCACUGGCAGCUCCUGGUCAUGGUGGUGUUCGGGUUCUUGGGAACCAUCUCAUUCUUCACCGUAGAGUGGGACGCCGCUGCCGUCGUGGCCCGGGGCUCCGACUACCGGAGCAUCUGAGGGCGCCGCGCGGGGCGCAGGGGCCCGCGCAGCCUGGCCGUGAGUGCGCUGUACGUGGGCCAGCAUGGAGCAGCUAGGACUGUGAAGUCCGCCAGAGUGGGUACUGGAGUUUACAGAGAUUUGAAUCGAGUGGGACAAGGGAAACCUAUUGUGUCAAUCAUAAUUGUUCAAAGAUGUUUUUCAAUCGGUUUAUCUCAAGUUCCCUGUAAUCAUGUUAUAGAAUAUUACCGCCCCCUAACCUCGACCAAGAGUCGGCCUUGAUUCUGAAUUCCAAGGGUGUGUCACGUGGGGACUCUCCCUGGUUAUGGAUUAUGUUUUACUGUGUAGUAAUAGGAAGCAUAUGCCACUCCACAUGUUACCUGGGAAUGACAUUCAAAUAAACUGGGGGAUGCUGAAAAGCAGUCAGAACUUUGGAAAGA
Chinchilla lanigera (long-tailed chinchilla) is the source of this 2445-nucleotide messenger RNA. It is a transcript of the gene Mfsd11, whose product is annotated as major facilitator superfamily domain containing 11. Lineage: Eukaryota; Metazoa; Chordata; Mammalia; Rodentia; Chinchillidae. The record is from RefSeq and is a predicted model, not a curated record. The transcript has 13 exons. The coding region runs from base 677 to 2026 and encodes 449 amino acids.